Messenger RNA from Mycena indigotica, 618 nucleotides. RefSeq lists its product as uncharacterized. The coding region runs from base 1 to 618 and encodes 205 amino acids. The transcript has a single exon. NCBI's taxonomy places the organism in Eukaryota, Fungi, Basidiomycota, Agaricomycetes, Agaricales, Mycenaceae. The record is from RefSeq and is a predicted model, not a curated record.
AUGGCGACCCAGUUCCCCUUCACCCACUCAGUCUCUGCUUUGCCUGGCGCUGAGACCCUCACCAUCGUGCCUCCCGGGCCUGCCUGCCCACCCAAUGCGAACACACUGAACUUUAAUGUCAUCGGCAGCUGCGACAAGUUCUUCAUCGACGAUACCCACACCGUAAUCUUCCUCUCCAUUGCCCCGCGCAUCAUCCUCGUGUUCGAAAUCGAGCUAGUUGAUGGUCUCUGGGCAAUUAACAGCGCCAGACCACUCGAUGUCGCGCUUUUCGUCCGCGGACGCAACACAAUGCCUAGCUCCACGCCUCAUUGGCAGAAGUAUCCCCAGCGCGCACAGAACAUCCACCUGGUCUCGGCACUUACUCCCCAAGUCAUCACGUCGAUAAAGACCAUAUUGGGCGGCCCCCCUUCUCCGAACUCGCCAGAGACACGCGGUAUCCGAUUCACCGGUGAGCCCAAAGGAAUACCUUCGGUUAUCCUGCUCGAUAUGGACACAUGGGAGAUGGUGCCUGCGCGCUACAGCCGCUUAGGCAGCUGGGACCGUGACGGAGGCGGCCUUGUCGAGUCUAAAACGAUCCAAGGGGGCCCACAAAUCGAGACACGGAUGUACUUCCAUUGA